UUAGACAUCAUUUGAAUCAGGACAUACAUUUAAAUUAACCGGCGAUUAGUUCGGAAUCGAUCACGAUUUGAGCAAUCGAUGUCAUCGGGAGUCUUCCAUCUCUAGCGAUAAUCAUUCAAAUAAAUGUAAACAAAUGAUAUUUACUUUUAUUUCGCCAGAAAUCUGAUAAUGGAUACUGGGAACAGCGAUGUGGAGCGAGCACUGGUGCGAAAGUAUCCUGGACUUACUGUGGAGCUUAAGCCGAGUGGAUCCUGCAGCAUCAGUGGAGUUAUUUGCAAUAAGGGUAUUUGGCGAAGUCUAAAACUCUACUUACCCCAUUACCCAGUUCUGCAUGGUUUCGUGCUAUAUGUGCAGUUUGGAGUGGAGUACAAGAUCUUUUCUCCGGAUAAUCUGAAGUUACAGGAUGACUGGAUGCUGGAGGACUUACUUGAUAAUCUAGAAAAGAUUCUUCCUGCCAAAGAAACCGAAUCAAUUUCUAAGAAACCAAAGACAACUUAUCAAGGGAACAUAUACUCCGACAUUCUGGAUUUGCGCAAAUCUAAGGAGUAUCGCAUGCAAAUUGAUGACGACUGUUCCGUGCUUCGAUUAAGCGAAUUCAACGAACACGAACGUCACUAUUUGGAACUGGAGAUUCCCUCUCUACGCGUACGAGAUCACAGUCUUCCAGAAUGCGUAUCACUGGGUGAGAUGCUAACCAAAAGUGCUAGAACCUUAGAAGAGGUCAUCAACCUCUUUCGCAAGCUUUUGGAGGACCUGCGUCCGUUUUACGACAACUUCAUGGACAUCGAUGAACUGUGUCAUGUGCUGCAACCGUCGCCCGCCACUACCAAACACAAGUCCCGGGUGUUUCCUCUUAAAGAUCGCGUCUACUUAAAGUUGACAAUUGGAGAUCCCUUUGCAUGCAUCGCCUCCAUGGCUCUGCAGAUCAUUGGUCCAACUGAUGAGGUUGCCCAGCUGCGUCAGGUGCUCAGCGAAGGCCUUGGCAACUGGGACUCCGAGGUGGAUAUUCACAAGAACUUACUGCGAAUGUUCGAUUUAUGUUUCUUUCCAAUGCCGGACUGGUGUGAUGGCCCCAAGCAGGAUGAGGAGGACAACGAAGAGCUGCGCUGCAAUAUUUGUUUCUCAUAUCGCUUGGAUAGUGGUGAAGUGCCCCUCGUCUCGUGUGACAAUCCGAAAUGUGUGCUAAGGUGUCAUGCUGGUUGCCUGAAGGAGUGGUUCCAAACGCAGAUGGAGGGCAAGACUUUCCUAGAGGUCUCCUUUGGCUUGUGCCCGUUUUGCAAGGCUAAGCUGUCUACCUCCUUUGCUGCACUUUUAGAUGAAUGAAAACGAUUCCUUAUAAACAAUAAAAGCAACUAUUUUAAGAGUAA
Drosophila eugracilis is the source of this 1367-nucleotide messenger RNA. RefSeq lists its product as uncharacterized. The transcript has 3 exons. NCBI's taxonomy places the organism in Eukaryota, Metazoa, Arthropoda, Insecta, Diptera, Drosophilidae. Gene Ontology annotation, biological process: interstrand cross-link repair; protein monoubiquitination. The record is from RefSeq and is a predicted model, not a curated record. Gene Ontology annotation, molecular function: ubiquitin protein ligase activity. Gene Ontology annotation, cellular component: nucleus; Fanconi anaemia nuclear complex. Bases 169 to 1323 code for a protein of 384 amino acids.